AACACAUCUAGCCUUUACUGUCACUACGUAAAUAAAUUAAACAUUAUUUUUUCUUGACUUAACACGCAAGUUCACCUCGUUGAAAUUUUCACUUCGUCAAAAACUAGUACGAACGUUUGCAACGACAUCAAAUUACCUUCUGUAGUGUACAACAACGAAUUUGCUCCACUGAGUGCAGAAGAGAAGAAAAAGAAACCGAGCCUUCUUCCGCAGUGAGCAGCACAACACCGGCGCGAUAAGGUAGUGGUGAGCACUAGCCGGCUGCAACAAUAUAUACCGAACACCAGCAACGAAAAAAGAGUCAUCAUUUCGUCCUCAAAUAGAAAACUGUCAGAUCUGGUGAUGGCAAAGCGGGCCGCCGGAUUUCUCAUAUUUCGGCGGGUCUGUGAACGAAUAGAGUACUUGAUGCUGCAGGCAUCAUACGGGCAGCAUCACUGGUCCCCUCCGAAGGGCCACGUCGAUCCCGGCGAGGAUGAUUUCAAAACUGCACUUCGGGAGACGACCGAGGAGUCGGGUUACGUGGCCGCUGAUUUGCAGGUUUUCAAAAACCAAACUCGAACACUCGAGUACAAGGUCAAGGGCCAUGACAAGGCCGUAGUCUAUUGGCUAGCGGAGUUGAUUAACCCUUCCAAGGAGGUGAAACUUUCCGACGAGCAUCAGGAUCUCAAGUGGCUCGAGCGUGACGAUGCGAUACAGAUCGCCGGCUACGAAGAUUUUGCCGCAAUGGUCCGACACUUUGACGACAAGAUCAAACAGGACUACGACCAGCUGUGAAUAAGUUUACCCGCGGCAGUGAACAUUCGAAAUACCUAACUAUAUAUAAAUAACGAGUUUUCCUUUUUUUCCUAUUACCAGCAUAUAUGAAUAUAUUUAAACAAAGAAAUGGCUACCGUCGAGAUGCAAGGUAAUAUCGAUUUACAAAUUAUAUCCAAUUAGCUUUUGAAUCGUCCUCGUCGCGUUUGGAUCCGAUUGGCGGGGGCACACAAAGCACCUACUCAGAGCAAAAUGUUUUUGGAUGGCCGUGGUUUCAAAAAUCCGGCUCAAAAAAUAUCCAUUGCGUUUUAGCCGUUAAUGAUGGAAUAUGUAUAGCUUGCAAAGUACUAAUGAAACAAAAUGACAAAAAUUAAGGCUCAGUGAAAAAUAAAAAUUUAACGCAACUAUCGCAAA
Topomyia yanbarensis is the source of this 1167-nucleotide messenger RNA. RefSeq names its product bis(5'-nucleosyl)-tetraphosphatase [asymmetrical] (gene Apf). The record is from RefSeq and is a predicted model, not a curated record. Bases 343 to 774 code for a protein of 143 amino acids. Gene Ontology annotation, molecular function: bis(5'-nucleosyl)-tetraphosphatase (asymmetrical) activity. The transcript is spliced from 3 exons. Gene Ontology annotation, biological process: AMP biosynthetic process; ATP biosynthetic process. NCBI's taxonomy places the organism in Eukaryota, Metazoa, Arthropoda, Insecta, Diptera, Culicidae.